GCGGCCCGGCCCGGCGGCGGGAUGAAGCUGACGGACAACGUGCUGCGGAGCUUCCGCGUGGCCAAGGUCUUCCGCGAGAACUCGGACAAGAUCAACUGCUUCGACUUCAGCCCCAACGGCGAGACCGUCAUCUCUAGCAGCGACGAUGACUCCAUCGUUCUCUACGACUGCCAGGAGGGCAAACCAAAGAGAACACUGUACAGUAAGAAGUAUGGAGUGGACCUCAUCAGGUACACACAUGCUGCCAACACUGUUGUGUACAGCUCCAACAAAAUAGAUGAUACAAUCCGAUACCUCUCCCUGCAUGACAACAAAUACAUUCGGUAUUUCCCGGGGCAUACAAAAAGAGUGGUUGCUCUUUCAAUGUCUCCAGUGGACGAUACUUUUAUUUCUGGAUCCCUGGAUAAAACUAUUCGACUUUGGGAUCUCCGCUCUCCAAAUUGCCAGGGUUUAAUGCAUCUCCAGGGGAAGCCUGUGUGUUCUUUUGACCCAGAAGGGUUGAUUUUUGCUGCUGGAGUCAAUUCUGAAAUGGUGAAGCUUUACGAUCUCCGUUCUUUUGACAAGGGGCCGUUUGCUACGUUUAAGAUGCAGUAUGAUCGAACAUGUGAGUGGACAGGCCUGAAGUUCAGUAAUGAUGGCAAACUCAUCCUCAUAUCGACUAAUGGAGGGUUCAUUCGACUGAUUGAUGCCUUUAAAGGAGCUGUCCUGCAUACGUUUGGGGGUUAUAACAAUAGUAAGGCUGUCACGCUGGAGGCAUCGUUCACACCAGACUCUCAGUUCAUCAUGAUAGGUUCAGAGGAUGGGAAGAUUCAUGUUUGGAAUGGGGAAAGUGGAAUGAAGGUGGCUGUGCUGGAUGGGAAACACACAGGUCCUAUAACCUGUCUGCAGUUCAAUCCAAAAUUCAUGACUUUUGCUAGCGCAUGUUCCAAUAUGGCCUUCUGGUUGCCAACUAUCGACGACUAAUUCCUAUGCUGCAGCUGCUGUCAGAUGACUUCCAUACUGCUAACAGCAGCACAUCAUUGCAAGCAUAGUAUUGGAAUUGCCUAGGUCUCCUAGACUGUGUUCCUGUUCCUGCAUAUGUUUCCAUACAUCUUACCUUUAUUUGCUGCAUUCCUUUGCGAGGACUCUUCCAGUCGGCCUCCUAGCAUGUUCAGAAGCGGCAUGCUACAUGUUCUUACCUUCCAGUCCAUGCCCAGCAGGCUUCAGCUCAAGUUGGAACUGACACAGUAUUAUUUCUAAGAGCAAUGAAGUCUGGUUUAUUUACAAAAUGUUUGUGGCAUUUUUUAAGCUGUAAUUGUGUGUUUUCCUUCUGUAAGUGCACAAGGCUAUUGAUGUUCCAAGGUGGAACGUGCAGUUCCUUCCCAUAAGUGCAUGUUUUUCACAUCUGGGAUCUCUGGUUUCACUGCAGUCCACAGAUGCAAAGCUACUUCUGUGCCAAAUGUGAACACUGACGGUUUUCAACUUAAACAGCAGAUGCUGGAUUCUCUUGCAGUGGAACAUGCGCUGAAGGAGUGGGUGACUGUAAAUAUACAUUAUACAUCCUGUGGUCCUUUUUUUAGCAAUUUAGUGUGCAGCAAACCACACAGGUUUGUCCACUGCCAGACCUUGCUGAAGCCUCGCUGCUGUUUGCUGUGCCAGCAUCCUGGAGGACGCAGACAGGACUGAUGAGGUCUGAUCACCGUCCCAAGCAAUAAAGGAGUCUGUCCGCAGGAAGAUGGAGAAACCAAACUGAGACUGAAAGCACAGUCUGCCUGUGUAUCUUCCUUAUGUAUCAUCUUGGCUGAUCUUACUUGUAAAUAUCGGGGGGGAGGCAAUGGGAAUGGGCCAUAUUUUUUUACUUUUAGAUAUUAAAGAAUAUGAUGUGGGCCAGUAUUGUGGGGUGUCUAGGCUGUGUUUACCAUCACAGAUGCAGUUUUUCCCUCUUGGUUUGUAAAUAAGCUCCAUUAAAUUCUCCUCACACCAGGCUUAGACCUGCAUCGCUUUGUUGAUAAAACUGAUGUGCAGUUAGUUCAUCAUGUAUUUUGUUACAGGCCCUGCAGGUUUUCAGUGAUAGGCCCAAAAGAGCAACACUUCCUUUGUCAGAUGGUGUCUUCAGAAUUGAAUUUUAAAAAUCUUGCAUGUGACUGGGCUGACUCUGCUUUGCUGUGGCUGUGCUCCAAGGAACGCCCCUGCAGAGAGACGGGAGGGAUGUGCUCUCCUGCUCCGGAGGGGCUUGUGGGCGAAUGGUGUAGAAAGGUUGGCAAGCUGGUCUUCAAGCCUGGUUCCACUUUCUUUUUCCUGAAACGCUGUGUUGAUCAAAUGCAUCCACCAGCAGGCUGGGACAGGCUCGGCUUAAAUGUGGUGUUCAUUGUAUUCUUGCCUUUCUGAACACGCUUGGCUUUAUGUGCUGGGUCAUGGCUUGGAAAAUCCAUUCUUUCCCUGACCCAGUCAUGUGUGCUUCCCCUCUCCUAAAUGUAAGAUGCUGGUAAGGUGACCAGCACAGUAAUGGGCAUGUUCUCUCUGCUGUCAAGUGCCAGUCUGUACUGGAGAACGGUGCUCAAGCAUUUUACCUUUGGUCAGUUGUCUAGAUGUUCCCUUAUUACAGCAAAGUUAAUCUCAGCUGUGGGGCUCUAUAUAAUUCAGAGCAUGUCUCCCUGGAAAAGUAAAUCAGCUUGUUGAACAGCUGCUUCUGUUUUGCUUUUCCUUCCCUGUUUGUUUUUUUUUUUUUUUUUACAGACCUUGUCAGUGGAAAUGUGCUGUGUUAAGAGCUGGGGCUGGGGAAUGAGCAUUUCUCUGCUGCUGGUUCCUUAAAAGUAGCAGCGCGUGCUGAGCUGCAGCGUUUGCCUGUGACAGUCGCCAGGAGGACUGCCGUGCCUGAGGCAGUCUGAUAAAUGUGAUGUUUGAAUCGAUGCUGUGGUUGAAGCUUCUCCUUAGGCUCUGUGGCUUGCCUCUGCUGAUGCUACCACAUGAGUUUAGAGCCAUUCCUAAUGGCAUGGGUCUGUGAUGCGAGUUUGCUGUUCUCCAGGCUAGAGGAGGGAAGGGAACAGCAGAGUGAUGCUUUCCAUCUUGCCAAACAGACCUGCUGUUGGAGAUGCAGAUGAGAUAUUCAUACUGCUACACCAGCAUCCCUCUUCCUGGCAUGUACUGUCCGACCGUCACCUAUAAAUGCCCAGUGCGAAGGGAGAUGGCUGUCUCGGUCCUCACGGCUGACUAGGUUUCCACAGCCACCUCUUCAACUCAGUAUUGUUGCAUUUCAGGCUGCUUGGUGCUAUUUUACCAUUGUUGGUGUUUCUGUAAGCAGCCGUAUUUUGCAGUGGUUUGUAACAUACAGGUAUUCGGGGUGUGUAGUGCAUUUUAACAGUUAAACUUUAGCAUUCAGUAGCAAAUAAUCUUUCAGGGUUUUACCAAGUCUGUUGCCUGAGGAGGUGAACAGAUAGCUCUCAGCCAUUUUUCUUGUUACUUUUCACAGGGAAGCAUUUGGAAGUCUCUUAUUCUAAUAACACUCUUUGCUAAUGUGGUUUGAGCUCUCUUCUGUUUGCAGUGUUGUAAAACAUUGUGUGUCACAGCAUGAAAUCUUUAAGAAAAAGAGGACCAAAGGACAGAUCUAGAAGAACACAUACACUAAGAACAUCAGUGGCUUUCUGGAGUGAAGAUAAAUUUACAGGUUUCUGCACAGCACUAAUGCUCAGCUCAAAAUUAAAACUGAAUGCCUUCCUACGGCCGAUUGCCACCCACACAGGCAAAGACUUCUUUCUUGGUUGAUAUAGCACUGUUUUCCAUCUGCCUUUAAGAGAGGGAAAUGUGCCAAGUAUUGUCAAGAAACUCAAGUAUCGCGUGUUUCUAGAAGGUUAGAAAGGAAAGAUUAAUAAAGCUUUUAGCUUCCAGCUUCUACGUGCUUCUCUAGAAGUAUCAGGACUGCAAUUCCUGUGCUCUUCAGGGCAGACAGCUAGUCAGAAAUGGACCUCAUUAAAAACAUCACUCCCAGGUCUAACAGUGUCCAACUUUACGUAAAGCCAUGCAGGAAAGAGCAUUCCCUCCCCAAAUUUGACAUUUAAAAGAGGAAUUCCCCCCAUGUUCUUUAGGAUGAAGUAAAGACCUGUCUUCGAAACAAGGAGGAAGUGAGACUCGACAGCCGACCUCUAAAAUAAGCAGUGGUGAUAGCUGAGCACAUCUGCUUGGGCUGUAGGAGACUUCAGGUGUGAUUUUCUUCUCCAAGCUGCUUUGAGAGAUUUUUUUUUUUUUUUGAGGCUCCCAGGUCCUUGAUAAAUGUCCCAACCCCUGCUCUGAAGGACACAGGAGCGAUUGAGUGAACAAAUUUGGAAGCAGUGGUGUAUCUUUUCCAAUGUCUCUUGACUAUGUUUGCACUUUAAGAGACUUCACCUUGGUUUUGGGUCAGGGGCUAGGAUCCUGGUGAGCCUUUCGGAAACUGGUCUCUUUGGUCAUGAGCUGGUAUGGGGAGUUUGACUCCUAGGUGGUAUCCGCCAGAUGAGUGUAAAUACAUAAAGUCAAAUUAUGCUUUGUCACAAAAUACUACAUAUGUGGAGAAUUCAAUGUUGUGGCUGUUAACAAUAAAUAUUUUGU
This is a messenger RNA of Gavia stellata (red-throated loon), 4560 nucleotides long. It is a transcript of the gene WDR82, whose product is annotated as WD repeat domain 82. Gene Ontology annotation, cellular component: Set1C/COMPASS complex. The record is from RefSeq and is a predicted model, not a curated record. Gene Ontology annotation, molecular function: protein binding; chromatin binding. The transcript has 9 exons. Bases 22 to 963 code for a protein of 313 amino acids. Lineage: Eukaryota; Metazoa; Chordata; Aves; Gaviiformes; Gaviidae.